AUGAAUCAACGAUCUCUCGAUAAAGACUUACAUCAGGCUGCAGCGGGCGAAGACUUAAAGACCGCUCACCUUCUGCUGGAUCGAGGGGCGAAUCCGAACGUGGAGGGGUUUGAGUAUAAUUCAGCACUUCAGGCGGCUGCCCGUCGCGAGAGUGUAGAGCUGGUGCAACUGCUCUUGGACCGAGGUGCUCAGAUUGAUGCCCAAGGAGGAUACCAUGGUAGUGCUCUUAUCGGAGCCGCUCAAUACGGAAAUCUUGAGAUUGUGAAAUUUGAUCAAUGCUAA
Molecule: messenger RNA, 282 nt
Organism: Penicillium maclennaniae
Lineage: Eukaryota; Fungi; Ascomycota; Eurotiomycetes; Eurotiales; Aspergillaceae
Product: ankyrin repeat domain-containing protein
Exons: 1
Coding region: 1-282 (93 amino acids)
Molecular function (GO): protein binding
Source: RefSeq, a predicted model, not a curated record